This is a messenger RNA of Oncorhynchus tshawytscha (Chinook salmon), 2626 nucleotides long. Its product is annotated as protein NLRC3. Gene Ontology annotation, molecular function: protein binding. The coding region runs from base 38 to 2530 and encodes 830 amino acids. The transcript is spliced from 5 exons. The record is from RefSeq and is a predicted model, not a curated record. Lineage: Eukaryota; Metazoa; Chordata; Actinopteri; Salmoniformes; Salmonidae.
CUCUGAGGAGAGAGAGGAGGAGACCACUGCCUCUAAAAUGAGUCUCUCUGGGGAGAGAGAGGAGGAGACCACUGCCUCUAAAAUGAGUCUCUCUGGGGAGAGAGAGGAGGAGACCACCGCUUCUAAAAUGACUCAAGACACCAGUUCUAAGAGUGUCCAGAAGCCCAGAGCAGAGUCACCUACAACCAGCCUGCUAUCAAUGAAGUGUGAUCGGCCACCUGCUUUCAGCCAGGAACCAUUACCAGAUGACAAUAAGGAAGUGGAGAGUUUGGACAGUGAGGAUGCAUUAAAGAUCACACACAACCUUCUGGACAGAAGAAGUCAAACUCUGCUGACAGUCCAACAAGACAUCAAGGCUAAACUGAAACACAAGUAUCAACACAUAUCUGAAGGAAUUGGACACCAUGGAAACCAAAGUCUGUUAAAGGACAUCUACACAGACCUCUACAUCACAGAGGGUGGAAGUGGAGGGCUCAAUAAUGAACAUGAGGUUAGACAGAUGGAGAUGGCAUCCAAAAAACAAACCACACAAGAGACACCAAUCAAAUGCAACGACAUCUUCAAGCCUUUACCUGGACAAGACAAACCAAUCAGAACUGUGCUGACAAAAGGAAUCGCUGGCAUUGGAAAAACAGUCUCUGUGCAGAAGGUCAUCCUUGACUGGGCAGAGGGAAAAGCAAAUCAGGACGUUCAUUUCAUGUUUCCUCUUCCUUUCCGUGAUCUGAACCUGAAAAAGGACCAAUACAGUCUGAUGCAACUUCUUUCCCACUACUUCUCAGAGCUGAAAGAGAUUGACAGCAUUGAAGAUGGUGAAACCAAAACUGUUUUCAUUUUUGAUGGUCUGGAUGAGUGUCGACUUCCUCUAGACUUCAAAAACAAUGAGAAGUGCUGUGACGUCACGAUGCCAACCUCAGUGGACGUGCUGCUGACAAACCUCAUCAAGGGGAAUCUGCUUCCCUCUGCUCUCCUCUGGAUAACCACACGGCCUGCAGCAGCCAAUCAGAUCCCACCUGAGUGUAUUGACCAGGUGACAGAGGUACGAGGGUUCAAUGAUCCACAGAAGGAGGUGUACUUCAGGAAGAAAAUCACAGAUCAGAAACUGGCCAAUGAAAUCAUCAAACACAUGAAGACAUCAAGGAGCCUCCACAUCAUGUGCCACAUACCAGUCUUCUGUUGGAUAUCAGCCACAGUCCUUGAGAUGAUACUGAACGAGGCAGAGAAGGAUGAAGUCCCCAAAACUCUGACCCAGAUGUACUCACACUUCAUGCUCAUCCAAAUCAUUGUGAAGAACAGGAAGUACAACAAAGCCACAGAGACAAACCCAAAGGAACUGUCUCAGUCAGACAAAGAGAUGAUCCUGAAACUGGCAAAGCUGGCUUUCCAACAGCUGCAGAAGGGCAACCUGAUCUUCUAUGAGGAGGACCUGAGAGAGUGUGGCCUUGAUGUCACAGAGGCAUCAGAGUACUCAGCAUUGUGCACAGAGAUCUUUAAAGAAGAAUCUGGGCUGUACCAAGACAAGGUCUACAGCUUUGUGCAUCUGAGCAUUCAGGAGUUUCUAGCAGCUGUGCAUGGUUUAGAAUCAUGCCUGGACAAGCAGGAAAAUGUUUUCCCCAAAGCAGUCACUGGUGAUGAUGAUGAUGAUGAUGAUGAGGAUGAUGAUGAUGAGGAGGAGGAUGAUGAGGAGGAGGAUGAUGAUGAUGAGGAGGAGUCAAUCCAGUUGUCUGACUUACACGAGAUCGCAGUGGACCAGGCCUUGAAGAGUGAGAAUGGACACCUGGACCUGUUCCUCCGCUUCCUUCUGGGUCUCUCACUGGAGUCCAAUCAGAAUCUGUUACGAGGCCUUCUGACACAGACAGGAAGUACAACACAGACCAAUGAGAGAACAGUUGAGUACCUUUCAGACAAGAUCAAGGAGGAAUCCUCACCAGAAAGGAUCAUCAACUUGUUCCACUGUCUGAAUGAACUUGGUUCCAACUCUCUAGUUGAAGACAUGCAGACCUCCCUACGAUCAGGAACUCUUUCAGAAACGAGACUAAAACCUGACCAAUGUUCAGCCCUGGCCUACCUGUUACUGAUGUCAGAGGAGGUGCUGGAGGAGUUUGACCUCAAGACAUACAACACAACAGAGGAAGGUUAUCAGAGGUUGCUGCCGGUAGUGAAAACCUGCAAGAGAGCACUACUAGCUGGCUGUAAACUCACAUAUAAAUCCUGUGAGACUCUGGCCUCAGCUCUGCAGAAACAUAACUCCCCUCUGAGAGAACUGGACCUCAGCUACAAUGACCUGGGAGACAGAGGAGUGGAGCUGCUCUGUGUUGGACUAACCAGUCCACUCUGCAACAUACAGACACUAGUACUAGCUGGCUGUAAACUCACAUAUAAAUCCUGUGAGACUCUGGCCUCAGCUCUGCAGAAACAUAACUCCGCUCUGAGAGAACUGGACCUCAGCUACAAUGACCUGGGAGACAGAGGAGUGAAGCUGCUCUGUGUUGGACUAACCAGUCCACUCUGCAACAUGCAGACACUAGUGUGAGUUAAAUAUCUUGUCAAGCCCUAGACCUUAGAGCCUUUUUAUUUCUCUAUUUGGUUAGGGUCGGGGUGUGAUUUGGGGUGGACAUUCUAGUUUGUC